Molecule: messenger RNA, 2382 nt
Organism: Perognathus longimembris pacificus (Pacific pocket mouse)
Lineage: Eukaryota; Metazoa; Chordata; Mammalia; Rodentia; Heteromyidae
Gene: Nox4
Product: NADPH oxidase 4
Exons: 18
Coding region: 104-1786 (560 amino acids)
Biological process (GO): defense response; superoxide anion generation
Cellular component (GO): NADPH oxidase complex; plasma membrane
Molecular function (GO): superoxide-generating NAD(P)H oxidase activity
Source: RefSeq, a predicted model, not a curated record
GCGGGCCGCGCGCUGGACCCGCGGUCCCCGCCGGCCAGGGGCGCAGCGGCUCGGGGCGCACCGGAGCGGGCGGGCGGCGGCGGGCGACACUUCGGCGGGCGACAUGGCGGUGUCCUGGAGGAGCUGGCUGGCCAACGAGGGGGUGAAACACCUCUGCCUGUUCAUUUGGCUGUCCUUGAAUGUCCUGCUUUUCUGGAAAACUUUCCUGCUGUACAACCAAGGGCCAGAGUAUCACUACCUCCACCAGAUGUUGGGGCUAGGAUUGUGUUUAAGCAGAGCCUCUGCAUCUGUUCUCAACUUCAACUGCAGUCUUAUUCUUCUACCCAUGUGCCGGACACUCCUGGCUUUUCUGCGAGGGUCGCAUAAGAUCCCAAGCAGAAUGACCAGAAGAAUUCUGGACAAAAGCAGGACUUUUCACAUCACCUGUGGGGUCACCAUCUGUAUUUUCUCAGGUGUGCAUGUGGCUGCCCAUCUAAUAAAUGCCCUCAACUUCUCAGUGAACUACAGUGAAGAUUUCGUUGAACUGAAUGCAGCGAGAUACCGACAUGAGGAUCCUAGAAGAAUUCUCUUCACAACUGUUCCGGGCCUGACAGGAGUCUGCAUGGUGCUUGUGCUGUUUCUCAUGGUUACAGCUUCUACCUAUGCAAUAAGAAUUUCCGGUUAUGACAUCUUCUGGUAUACACAUAACCUCUUCUUUAUCUUCUACAUGCUGCUGGUGUUGCAUGUUUCAGGAGGCCUGUUGAAGUACCAGACUAAUUUAGAUACCCACCCUCCUGGCUGUAUUUAUCUCAACCAAACUGGAUACCCCGAAGUUGUACUGGGGAACCUCCCACAACACUUUCCUGACUCUUUGCCCAGAGGGUUUUCCAAACCAGAAGAGCUUGUUCAGAACACAUUUGUGAAGAUUUGUAUGGAAGAGCCCAGAUUCCAAGCUAACUUUCCACAGACAUGGCUUUGGAUUUCUGGACCUUUGUGCCUGUACUGUGCUGAAAGACUUUACAGGUGCAUCCGGAGCAACAAGCCUGUCACCAUCAUCUCCAUCAUCAGUCACCCAUCUGACGUCAUGGAAAUUCGAAUGGUCAAAGAAAAUUUUACAGCCAGACCUGGCCAGUACAUUACUCUACAUUGUCCCAGUGUGUCUGCAUUAGAAAACCAUCCAUUUACACUCACAAUGUGUCCAACUAAAACAAAAGCAACGUUUGGGGUCCAUCUUAAAAUAGUAGGAGACUGGACAGAACGAUUCCGUGAUUUACUACUGCCUCCACCUAGUCAAGAUUCUGAGAUUCUGCCCUUCAUUCAAUCUAGAAAUUACCCCAAGCUGUACAUUGAUGGUCCAUUUGGAAGUCCAUUUGAGGAAUCCCUGAACUAUGAGGUCAGCUUCUGCGUGGCUGGCGGCAUUGGAGUGACUCCAUUUGCAGCAGUACUCAACACCCUUAUGGAUGACUGGAAAUCGUACAAGCUUAGAAGACUGUAUUUUAUUUGGGUGUGCAGAGACAUCCAGUCCUUCUCCUGGUUUGCAGACUUACUCUGUACAUUGCAUAACAAGUUUUGGCAGGAAAAUAGACCUGACUAUAUCAACAUCCAGCUGUACCUCAGUCAAACAGAUGGGAUACAGAAAAUAAUUGGAGAAAAAUACCAUGCACUAAAUUCAAGGCUUUUUGUUGGACGCCCUCGAUGGAAGCUUUUGCUCGAUGAAGUAGCAAAAUGUAACAGAGGCUGCUUUCCACGCCUCAUCUUUCCUGAUCUGCCUUGCUUCUGUUGUCAAUUGUUGAAGUGUUGCACAUGAAGAAAAUGAAAUUGUUUUCAUUGUGUUUCUUUUCUCUGGAAAGAGAGUCUUCAGUAAUCAGUAAGUUCCUGUUUUAUUGUCUCUUGUUUUGUUCUUCCUCGUGCUGAGGCCAGAUCUCAGCCUCACAAGAGCUUUGCUAAAAUCACCCCUUGUCUAAGACCCUCAGCACUGAUUUUCUUUAAAUACUGAAUUCGUUUCUCAGCAAUACUGGAAUCUCACACAGGGUCUCAUUUCAGUCUUGCUAGAUGGACCCCCCCCCCCACUGUUUAUGUUAAAAAAUAUUUUAAGUUGUUGCAUGGAUACAUUACUCCAAAGGAAGAAGAAAUGAUUAACUUUGGAUUGAAUAUUAGAAACUAAAUAUUUAUUUUGCUUCAACAUAUUGUUUCCAAAACAACACAAAUGUAUAUAUUCCAAGAAAGUGACAUCUGUAAGCAAACAGGAAUAUCUAUCCUUGUAUCUACCAAAGAAGACGUCAAACCAAAAUUAAAAGGAGGAAGACAGUCACUACAUGUUGGUAAGGGAAGCAACACAUAAUGAAGGUAUUAAGAGAUUAAGUAUGUAUAACUAGUGUUGAUCAAAAGGAGUUAAGAUAUGUA